Planococcus citri (citrus mealybug) is the source of this 3963-nucleotide messenger RNA. Its product is annotated as plexin-A4-like. Gene Ontology annotation, cellular component: signaling receptor complex; plasma membrane. NCBI's taxonomy places the organism in Eukaryota, Metazoa, Arthropoda, Insecta, Hemiptera, Pseudococcidae. The transcript is spliced from 7 exons. Gene Ontology annotation, molecular function: transmembrane receptor protein tyrosine kinase activity; protein binding; ATP binding. Bases 1 to 3963 code for a protein of 1320 amino acids. Gene Ontology annotation, biological process: multicellular organism development; protein phosphorylation; positive regulation of kinase activity. The record is from RefSeq and is a predicted model, not a curated record.
AUGCUAUGUGUUGGAGUCUCAUGCCACAGAAAUAAUCAAUAUCUAGCUCAAGUUGAUAUAAAGAAAAGUUUGGCGGCUGUUGGAAAUCAUUCUCAGGCCGGUGAAAAUAAAAAUUGGAUGAUAUCAAUCACAAAAGAAUUCCGGAAUAAAUUUGAUGUGAGAUUAAUACACAAAUUCCUUUUAGAGAACUAUGUUUACUUUUUAACCACCGAACGAAAAUCUACGACGCCGGGAUCUCCAUACAUUUCAAAAAUAAAAAGGAUGUGUAUUACUCCUGGUAAAUCCAUUGCAGACGAAUACUCUGAGAUUUUAGUCGAAUGCGGUGGUAUGAAUGGAACUUAUAAUUUAGUUCAAACUGCGCAUGUAGGAAACCCUGGGUUGAAAUUGAUGAAAUCAUUGAAGAUUGGGCCUAAAGACAAAGUAUUAUUUGCAACUUUUUCCAAAAGCAAAACGACUAAUUCCAAAGAAUCUACUGCUGAUAGUGCCAUAUGUAUUUAUUCACUAGAUGCGAUAAACAAAAAAUUUACAGAAAAAAUUCGAAAUUGUUUUGGUAACGUGGCCAAUUCUGAGUUGAACUUUGUAUUGAACGAAAAGAAGUGUGUUGGAACAAUUUCAACCAUUAAUAUUGAUACAGAGUGUAUUCGAGGUGUAAAAAAUACCUCUUUUAAUGGAAAUGAGCAUAUUAUAAGUUCUCCUUUUUCCACAUUCACUGCAUUUCCCACUGCUAUCAUAAGUGCGAGGAGAGAAAACCGCACCAUUAUAUGCAUCAUUACAAGAGAUGGAUAUUUGAAAACGUUUAUAGUAAAUGAUACAAAAUCUCUUAUCUACAUGUAUACAGAUUUGAAUGUUGGGAAAAAUGUGAAUUUUGAUCUACAACAGUCUUCAGACGAAUUAAUUGUGUUCACAACUGUAGAUGAUAUUAGCAGGGUAUACAGAGGAACCAAAAUACCUUGCGGAAUAUUCGGAACUUAUGAUACUUGCUUGCAGUCUGAUGUUAAAUCGUGUGGCUGGUGCGUAUCAUCAAAUCAAUGUACAAAGAAUUUUGAAUGCGAGCAAAAUCAGAACUAUGAAAUGUGGCUUAACUAUGAUUUUCGAAAAGAAACUAAGAUUAUUCAUAUCAAUUCACUGUCAUUUGAAAGAACUUCUGAUAAAAUUAUUGAAAUGACGAUAGAAAAGAUACCCUCAAUCUUCAAACAAUUCAACUGCAGUUUUGAAAUCGGGAAUGAAAUUUACACCACUUCUCUAUUCAGAUUGGAUCAAACGAAUGCCAUUUGUCACACACCUUCAGCUAAUAAAAUAUCAAGAAUACCACUGGAUUAUGACUAUUUCAAAGCCACUUUACGAAUUGAAACUAACUACAUCCCGAAUAUUGCAAGCAUAAAUAUAACAUUUUUUGAUAAUGAUUACAUAUCACGCAAGCUAUGUCUCAAAUCACAACCACCAUCGAUUUCAUCCAUCAAACCUGUGGAGGGCCCAUGGGAAGGUGGCACGAAUCUUACAAUUCUAGGUGAAAAUCUUGGGUGUACUUUUGAAGAUAUUUCUAGGAGUAUUAUAAAAGUUGCAGGUAUACCCUGCAUACCACUCAUAGAAAACUGCAUACCUAUGAAGAUGAUUGUAUGCAAUAUCGAUGGAUCAAGUCCACAGGAAAAUCUUGAAGGACCAGUUGAACUAUGGUUGAAUCAAAGAUAUUUCAAAUCUCAACAGAAUUUUAAAUUUGCAAACUCGAAAAUCAACAAUGUUUCUCCAAACCAAGGAUUCAUAUAUGGUGGCACUGUGCUAAUUUUCAAAGGGGAACAUCUAGAUGCUGGAAGAUUAGUUGAAAUUUCAGUUGGUAAUACAUCGUGCAUGUUGAUUUCUCGUUCCCCAAACGAAAUUAAAUGCAUUACUGGUCCAUCAGCUAUUGAAAACAAAGUUGAAAUAAUUGUGAAAUUUGAUAAUAACAUCCGCAAGCCUUACAACAGCUCAUUCAAGUAUGAGAAGGAUGCAGAACGCGAUGAAAAUGGUUUCAACACUGCACCAAAAGGUAUCCUUUCCGGAGGUAUUGAAAUUUUAAUUCGUAAUAUAACAUUCACAAGCAUUACAUCGAUUAAAGAAUUACAAUUCAUAGUGCACAUUAAUGGCACAGAUCAUAAUAGCUUCUGUACAGUUCGAAAUGAUUCCACAGCUACUUGUCUGUCACCACACAUACCAAACAUUGAUCAUUCUUCUUUCAGUGCAAAUAAUCCUCUUGGAUUAGAAUUUUCCCUAAAACAUCAGCCAGAAAAUGUUGAGAUUAAUUUCAAUACCUAUAAUGAAUCCACAAAGUUUACCUUAUAUCCUGAUCCUGAAUUUUCUCACUUCUAUAGCUCGUCAGUUGAAUUCAAUGACAAAAUAUAUGUAAUUAUUGAAGGGCGCAAUGUUAACUCGGCAUGCCAAAAACAAGACAUCAAAGUAAAAGUUGGUAAUGAUAAUUGCACUGUAAUAUCACUGUCCUCGCAUCAAGUCGUUUGCUUCCUACCAAAAUCACAGUUGGCCAAUGAAGGUUAUGACACCUUGGCUGAACAUGAAAAUAUCACAGCCAUGCCAAAAUCUCAACGUUUCAAUUCUAUUGAUAAGUUUGAAGAAGAAUAUGACAUUUUAGCUAAGCAUGAAUUCAUAACUGUAAUGAUUGGUAAUAAAUUGAUAAAAUCAGUCCCAAAGUUGAAGAGUCCUGAAGCAGUACCAAGUAUCAUCAUUUAUGGUGUUAUUGGAAUAUUGUGUAUAAUCGCUCUUCUUCUAUUCAUUUAUCAUUUUUACUAUCGUCGUAAUACUUCAGUGAAAAAUUUGCUGGUGCUGAAGAAGAUGCAACAGCAUAUGAACAAAAUGUGCAUGCAGUCGAUAGUUUUAAAGCAGACCAUUAAGCAAGUUAUCAUUGAAAAACAAAUCGAUUUGGACGACGAUUUAUCAAACAUAUUGAAAUUACCUAAUAUCUCAAUUAUUGUUGAUAAUGAAUAUUCAAGACCUACAGCUAAAAUAUCAGCAGAGACAGAAUACUUGUUACCAUUUGAUGGAAAAUGGGAGUUCCCCAGAGAGAAUUUAUAUCUUGGAAAUGAUUUGGGAGAAGGAGAAUUUGGUAAAGUGGUUCAAGCAGAGGCGUUGGGAAUUUUGCAGAAAAAUGUUGUCACCACUGUUGCAGUCAAAAUGUUGAAGGAUAAUCACUCUGAUGAAGACAUGAUUGAUUUAGUAUCUGAAAUGGAGUUAAUGAAACUAAUUGGCGCACAUGUCAACGUUCUACAGCUCUUGGGGUGUUGCUCUCAAGAUGGUGAAUUACUUAUCAUUACUGAAUUUGCUCUACAUGGAAAUUUACGAGACUUUCUUAGGGAUAGUUUACCUUCUGCCAAGAAUAAACACGGGUUCAAAUUAUCUCAGAAUACUCUGCUAAUGUUUGCUCAACAAGCAGCUAAAGGAAUGGAAUAUUUGGCCGCAAAAAAGUGUGUGCACCGUGAUCUUGCUGCGCGAAAUGUUCUAGUGUCCAACAAUUACAUCAUAAAAAUAGCGGACUUUGGCCUUGCAAGGGAUAUUCGUAAUAAGGACUACUACCGGAAGGAAACAAAAGACAGAUUACCAGUGAAAUGGAUGGCUCCUGAAGCACUUGGUCAUGAUCUUUACUCAACUCAAUCUGAUGUAUGGUCCUACGGUAUAUUACUUUGGGAGAUUCUAACGUUGGGAGCAACACCUUAUCCUUCAUUUCCAGAUUUAGGAAAAUUAUUCCUGGCUUUACACUCAGGUUAUAGAAUGGAAAAACCCCCCAACUGCUCUGUUAAGCUGUACAGUCUAAUGCACAAAUGUUGGAGUUACAUCCCGGAAGACCGUCCUUCAUUCACAAUGAUUGCCAAUGCUUUGGAGGAUAUAUUAUCAAAGAAUGCUGAUGAUGAGGUAAUCAAGUAUUCCAGCGAUGUAAUGUUUAUUGGCCGCAGAGACAUGAGUGCAGCUCCAAUGAUGUAG